AUAUUUUUUGUUCCAUUCCUAUUUUCUGUUUUAUUUACUGGGCUUUUUGCUUUUUCCUCUUCAAUCACUUCUUCUUCUUUUACUACUUUACUAUGUUGAGAUCCGCUUUCCAAAGACCUAUCCGCAACGGUGCUUUGCGUUCCCUGUCUGUCGUGUCCAUGCAGAUGCGAGGCUACGUCUUCCCUGCUGGACAGAAGGAGCUGCUCAACAGCCGCCUCAAGGAUACCGAUCCUGAAAUGUUCGAUAUUAUUGAGAAGGAGAAGAAGAGACAGCGUACCGGUAUCUGUCUCAUCCCCUCUGAGAACUUCACAUCCCGAUCUGUUAUGGAUGCUCUUGGCUCCAUUAUGCAGAACAAGUACUCGGAAGGUUAUCCCGGAGCAAGAUACUACGGUGGUAACGAAUUCAUCGAUCAGUCUGAGCUUUUGUGCCAAAAGCGUGCUCUUGAAGCAUUCGAUCUCGAUAAUUCCAAGUGGGGUGUCAACGUGCAGUCUCUUUCAGGUGCUCCCGCCAACUUGUACGUUUACGGUGCUCUCUUGAAGCCUCAUGAACGUAUCAUGGGCCUCGAUCUUCCCCACGGAGGACACUUGUCUCACGGCUACCAAACCCCGACCAAGAAGAUCUCAAUGGUUUCCAGCUAUUUUGAAACUCUCCCAUAUCGUCUUGAUGAGAAGACUGGCUACAUUGAUUACGACGCUCUUGAAGCCAAUGCUAUUCUCUACAGACCCAAGAUCAUUGUUGCUGGUGCAAGUGCUUACCCUAGAAACAUUGAUUUCGCCAGAAUGAGAAAGAUUGCUGACCAAGUUGGUGCCUACCUUCACGUCGACAUGGCUCACAUCAGUGGUCUUGUUGCUGCCGGUGUUCUUCCAUCACCAUUUGAAUACGCUGACCUUGUCAUGACCACCACCCAUAAGUCUCUCCGUGGUCCCCGUGGUGCCAUGAUUUUCUUCCGUAAGGGUGUCCGCAACGUCGAUAAGAAGGGAAAGGAAAUUAUGUAUGAUUUGGAAGGCCCAAUCAACACCUCUGUUUUCCCUGGUCAUCAAGGUGGCCCUCACAACCACACCAUUGCUGCUCUCGCAGUUGCCUUGAGACAAUGCAAGGAACCCAUCUACAAGGAAUACCAACAGCAAGUCCUGUCUAACAACCAAGCCUUUGCCAAGGCUUUCACCGGUCGUGGAUAUGAACUCGUGUCUGGUGGUACUGACACUCACUUGCUUCUUGUGAACUUGCGCUCCAAGGGCAUUGAUGGCGCUCGUGUUGAGCGUAUUCUCGAAUUGGCCAACAUUGCUGCUAAUAAGAACACUGUUCCCGGUGACAAGAGUGCUUUGAUCCCAGGUGGUCUUCGUAUUGGUACUCCUGCCAUGACCAGCCGUGGACUAAAGGAAGACGACUUUGUCAAGGUUGCCGACUUCAUUGAUCGUGCUGUGCAAAUCGCUCUUGACGAAAAGAAGAAGGUUUCCACCACCAAGUUGAUUGACUUUAAGAAGCACAUCGGUAACGGUGAGAAUAUUCCUGCCCUCCAAGAACUCAAGAAGGACGUCAUUACCUUCUCUGAAAGCUUCCCCACCGUUGGUUUCAAUGAGGAUGAAAUGACAUACCAAUAGACUUGUUUCCUCAUCAACUCAAAAACACUCCUGCAUACCAAACCCUUCUUUCUUUUCUCUCCCCAUUACUUUCAACACCUGUAACCUUAUCCGCUUUUUCUUUACAUGUUUGUCUUCAACUACUAGCAUAAAAUAAAAUACAA
Umbelopsis ramanniana AG is the source of this 1744-nucleotide messenger RNA. RefSeq lists its product as uncharacterized. The coding region runs from base 93 to 1601 and encodes 502 amino acids. Gene Ontology annotation, molecular function: pyridoxal phosphate binding; serine binding; cobalt ion binding. The record is from RefSeq and is a predicted model, not a curated record. Lineage: Eukaryota; Fungi; Mucoromycota; Umbelopsidomycetes; Umbelopsidales; Umbelopsidaceae. The transcript is spliced from 10 exons. Gene Ontology annotation, biological process: tetrahydrofolate interconversion; folic acid metabolic process; L-serine catabolic process. Gene Ontology annotation, cellular component: cytoplasm.